CCUCAUGGACUUCGUUGACUCUGAUUCGGGUAUUAAACCACUACUCAUCACCGAUUGGGACGGCACCAUGAAGGACUACUGCUCUCAAUAUGCCACUAACCUCCAGCCGGUGUACAGUGCUGUAGUAAUGGGUAGAUUUGCCGAGCUAUUCACUAGAGCAACGGCAGUGCUAACUGCUGGACCACUUCGAGGUCCGGGAAUCUUAGACCUCACAGCUUUACCGAUCAAUGGACCUGUCUUGUUCAGUGGUUCAUGGGGUCGUGAAUGGUGGUUGCGAGGGAAGCGAGUCGUACACGAGGAUGGAAUCUCAGAAGCUGGUUUUGAUGCAAUUGGCAGACUUAGUGAUGAGAUGACCGAUCUCCUCGAGCGCAGCGACUUCGCGCAGUUUGCAUUGGUUGGAAGUGGUGUACAAAGAAAGGUGGAUCGCCUCACUCUUGGUGUACAAACUGUAUUUGGACAUAUACCUCUUGAACUAGUUGUGAAAUAUAUCGACGCUGUCAAAGAGAGAAUUCAUCGCGUGGACCCCAACAACACUAAUCUUGUCUUAGAGAAUUCUUCGCCUUUAGAGAUCGAAGUGUGCGCACAUAAUUCAGGAUCUGUAUGGAAUAAAGGGGAUGGCGUGGCUUCUUUAAUUGAGUCCCUUCACGAUACUUUGAAAAAGGGAAAAGUUCUAGUUUGCGGUGACACCACAAGCGACUUGCCGAUGUUACAACAUGCAAUUUCCGAG
This is a messenger RNA of Cylicostephanus goldi, 727 nucleotides long. Lineage: Eukaryota; Metazoa; Nematoda; Chromadorea; Rhabditida; Strongylidae. The record is from the annotation of a GenBank genome assembly.